Messenger RNA from Gracilinanus agilis (Agile Gracile Mouse Opossum), 3939 nucleotides. RefSeq names its product kelch like family member 8 (gene KLHL8). The transcript is spliced from 10 exons. The coding region runs from base 332 to 2242 and encodes 636 amino acids. The record is from RefSeq and is a predicted model, not a curated record. Lineage: Eukaryota; Metazoa; Chordata; Mammalia; Didelphimorphia; Didelphidae. Gene Ontology annotation, molecular function: protein binding.
CUACAUUUCCCAGGGUGCUCUCCGCCCAGGCCGACUUGCCCGCGCGUAUGUAGACCAUCGCGGGGCGGAGCUCCCAGGCGCGCGCUAAGUCCCUGCUGGAGCCCUCCGGAGCAAGGAAGCUCCGGAGGGAGGGAGUGAGAGAUCGAGUGACCCGGGGCAGCCUGCGCUUCGUCUUGUGGAAGAGCGCAGGAAGCGGGGAGGAGGAGGGGGUUGGACCCAUUUCAGAAAAAGCUAGGGAAAUGGCAAAUUGAACUAAACACGAAAAGUAUGUGAAGAUCAAUGGGCUCUAUUUCUCCUCACCCCUAAAAAAACUUUUAAAAACCAGUGGGAAAUGUGUGAACAAAUCAGUGUUGAAAGAGAAAUGUUGACAAUGGCUUCAGAAUCUUUGUGCCCAGAACCAUCUAAGACUUAUUUGAUAAAAGGAAAAAACCACCAGCAGCAGCCACCUCAUCGACAGCAGGAGGACAUAUCCUCAAAUAUUGAUGGUAACAGAGAAGAAUCUUACACAUUUGAAGCCAAUGAAGCUUGGAAAGAUUUUCACAGUUCUCUCCUACGAUUUUAUGAAGAUGGUGAACUUUGUGAUGUGACACUGAAGGUUGGUUCAAAGCUAAUUUCCUGCCAUAAGCUGGUACUGGCUUGUGUUAUUCCUUACUUCAGAGCUAUGUUUCUUUCUGAAAUGGCUGAAUCCAACCAGUCACUCAUCGAGAUCAGAGAUUUUGAUGGUGAUGCAAUAGAAGACUUGGUGAAGUUUGUUUAUUCUUCCCGGCUCACUUUGACAGUUGACAAUGUCCAGCCUCUCUUGUAUGCAGCCUGUAUUCUACAGGUAGAGCUGGUGGCUAGAGCUUGUUGUGAAUAUAUGAAGCUACAUUUUCACCCUUCCAAUUGCUUGGCAGUUCGAGCUUUUGCAGAGAGUCACAACCGCAUUGACUUAAUGGACAUGGCAGACCGAUAUGCCUGUGAACAUUUUGCUGAAGUAGUGGAGUGUGAAGAUUUCGUGAGUGUCUCACCCCAACAUCUUUAUAAGCUUUUGUCCUCCAGUGAUCUAAACAUUGAGAAUGAAAAGCAGGUCUACCGUGCCGCCAUCAAAUGGCUUCUUGCCAAUCCUCAGCAUCAUGCGAUGUGGUUGGAUGAAAUACUUUCUCAGGUUCGACUACCAUUGUUGCCCAUUGAUUUUCUUAUGGGUGUUGUGGCAAAAGAAGAAAUUGUCAAGCAAAAUCUAAAAUGUAGGGAUUUACUCGAUGAAGCAAGAAAUUACCACCUUCACUUGAGCAGCAGGGCAGUGCCUGACUUUGAGUACUCCAUUCGAACCACUCCAAGGAAGCAGACUGCUGGUGUGCUUUUCUGUGUAGGUGGUCGAGGUGGAUCAGGUGACCCAUUUCGAAGUAUUGAAUGCUAUUCAAUAAACAAAAAUAGUUGGUUCUUUGGACCUGAAAUGAACAGUCGGAGGCGACAUGUGGGCGUAAUAUCAGUUGGAGGAAAAGUCUAUGCAGUUGGUGGACAUGAUGGAAAUGAACAUUUGGGCAGCAUGGAGAUGUUUGAUCCUCUUGCUAAUAAGUGGAUUAUGAAAGCAUCGAUGAACACAAAGAGGCGAGGAAUUGCCUUGGCCUCUCUAGGAGGUCCAAUUUAUGCGAUAGGAGGGUUAGAUGACAAUACAUGCUUCAAUAAUGUGGAGAGAUAUGACAUUGAAUCUGAUCAGUGGAGUGGAGUGGCCCCAAUGAAUACUCCCCGAGGAGGGGUUGGUUCAGUAGCUCUAAUAAACUAUGUUUAUGCUGUGGGAGGCAAUGAUGGGCUGGCCUCUUUGUCUAGUGUGGAGAGAUAUGACCCUCAUUUGGAUAAAUGGAUAGAAGUUAAAGAGAUGGGUCAGCGGAGAGCAGGCAAUGGUGUUAGUGAACUUCAUGGCUGCUUAUAUGUUGUAGGUGGAUUUGAUGAUAAUUCUCCUCUCAGCUCAGUUGAACGGUUUGACCCUCGAAACAACAGAUGGGAAUAUGUAGCGGAGCUCACUACUCCUAGGGGUGGUGUGGGCAUUGCUACAGUGAUGGGCAAAAUUUUUGCUGUUGGUGGUCAUAAUGGCAAUGCAUACCUAAAUACUGUGGAAGCCUUUGAUCCAUUGGUGAACAGGUGGGAGCUUGUAGGAUCAGUGUCUCAUUGCAGGGCUGGAGCAGGUGUCGCUGUGUGUUCCUGUUUAAGUUCUCAAAUCCGUGAUGUGGGCCAAGGAUCCAGUAAUGUGGUUGACUGUAUGUGACUUGAAUGCCAGCCACCAACAAUUCUAUCCUUCCCCAAAGUAAAGACAGCUAGAGUUUUGGUGUGAUCUCGUCUUUGAAUAGGCUACAACUACAGCUACCUGCUUCUUUAAAUAUUAACUGGAUGAUGGUGCUCUGAAUAAAUGCAUCUUCACAUGUGCUCCAGGAGGGAUCUUCACGACUAGGCUGAAUGCUGACACUGUCAUUUUUACAAAACUGUGAGCAAUAUUGCGGUAUUGUUCCAACUUUAAGUUUCCAGAAGAGAAAUGAUUUUAAAAUAAGUGCCAAAAUGCCUGAGAUUCUUGUUUUUAAUCUGAGUAAUUUUUUAAGUUAUAUCAGAGUAAUUUGCAGCCAUUUCUUUUUCAAAGUUAGAGAAUGGAUUUAUUCCCCUGACUUUUCAGUCUGUAAAGAGAAAGUUGGAAUACUUUCAGUAGUGAUUUUUUUUGUCAAUGAAGGAUAUUUCCACUUUAUACUAAUAAAGUUCUACUUUACUUUUUUUUACUGGAUGGUUUUAAUCUCCCAAAUGUUUACAAACGUAAAACAUUUUUGCACUAUUCUGAGUGCACUAGACUGCAUUUAAAGAAUGCUUAUUUGUAGCAAUGUUGUGUAAAGCUCAGUCAUACUAAGCUAAAGAUUUUGCUCUUCUGAUUUUAAAAUUUGACUGUUUAAUGGAUUUAUUUUAUAGUAAAUAAAAAGGGGCUCAUUCAUUGUAAGGAGAACAUUUGUCUUAUUUGAUAUUACAUCCUGUUGAAAUUCUUAGGGAUAAGUUCAGGCUAUCAUGAAACCAAUAUAAGACAAAUGUUAAUAAAUGUAAAGAGCUUAACCAUUUUCCUGCCAGUUAUAUUUCAUGCUCUUGUGCUCUAGGAUAAAGAGCUGGCCUAGAACAUGAGCCUAAAUAUUAUGUCUAAUAACUUAACAGCUGUUCAUAAAAAUAACCUGAAUUAUAAGAUGGCUUCACCAUUAAAUAAUAUGUAUUUAUUUGUUCAUAAAUAUUUAUUUAAAGAUUCUAUUUUCUAUCUUCAGGUUAAUAAAAUUUAGAUUCUAAGUGGCUGAGGGGAAAGACCCCACUUUUACUUAAGCAUAGAGGCUUCCCCACAUAUUCUUAUGAGGAAUGUUUCCAACUUUCCUCAUUCAACUUAAAGUGGAAGCUUCAGCAUUUCAUUGCAAUAGAACACCAAAGAGCACCAUUUUCAGUGGCAUAUGGUAAAGGUUUUUUCUCCCAAAGGACAUAGAUGCAAGGGAUUUCUAGUUUUGCUUUGCCAUGGAGAAAUGACUCUCAAUGCUUCUCAGUGUAGCAAGUUUUGAGGAGUAUCAGGGACCCCAUAGCCAUGGAAGAGGAAAGCUAGAUUUGGGGCAAGUCUCUGCUCGCCCGUGCACCGUGACAGCAGUACUCAGGAAAACUUUUCAGAAGGCAUUCACAGGCAGGCCCUGAACGCAUGUUGGCAGGGUCCCACCACAGGCCGCCUGGCUUACCAGAAUUGAUCUACACACGCUGUUGCGAGGGCAUUGUUGGAAGUAGAUUGUCACCCAGCAGUCUUCAUCUCCCUUCAGAUACUCAUUUGUUAUGUAUUCUGCGGCCUGGUACUCUUUUUUUUUUUUUUUAUCAGAUGCCCUGCUAACCACCUGUCAUAACUAAUUGUCUUUGUGUGCAUGUGCAAAUUUUUAUUAAACCUUGAUUUUAAAUGGUUCUUUCCUUGGA